Messenger RNA from Talaromyces proteolyticus, 1184 nucleotides. RefSeq names its product glutathione S-transferase. The transcript has 2 exons. NCBI's taxonomy places the organism in Eukaryota, Fungi, Ascomycota, Eurotiomycetes, Eurotiales, Trichocomaceae. The record is from RefSeq and is a predicted model, not a curated record. Bases 341 to 1057 code for a protein of 238 amino acids.
CGCCGCUAAUCAGCGCCGCGACGCUCGGACCCUACAGGAGAUCCUUUAGAUCAGGUAUACAGAAGAGAAUAUGUGCUGGUAGUUCAAGUGCAUCAACAAGGGGAUCCACAACGCCCGCAGAAACCCAUAGCAUCGGCGUACCAGCCUGUGCAACCCACAGGUGUGCAAUUGAUCCCAGUGAGGUGAGAUAUACGAAAUGCGUCUGCUGGGGCUGCGUCUGGGGUAUAAAUGAGAGCAUCCCACCUCUUCAUUACCGCGAAACAAAGAUCCAACAGACGAGCUAUCAAAGCCUUCUCGAUAAUACAUCUAGACUGUAAGAUAGCUACUGAAAAACAUCACAAUGGCAGCCAUCAAGCCCAUCGCGAUCUACGGCUCCUUCAUAGGCCCCAACCCACUCAAAGUCGCCUUGAUCCUUGAAGUCCUCGGCCUACCACACGAGGACAUCGAAGUCCCCUACGGCGAAGUCAAAUCCCCCUCCUACCUCGCCAUCAACCCGAACGGCCGCCUCCCGUCCAUCCACGACCCAAACACAGGCAUUACGGUCUGGGAAUCCGGUGCCAUCAUCGAGUACCUGAUCGAGCGGUACGACACCACUGAACCCCGAAAACUCAGCUUUGCGCCAAAAACCCCCGAGGCCGAGCAUGCCAGACAGUGGCUCUACCUGCAGACCACCGGCCAGGGCCCGUAUUACGGGCAGGGUUACUGGUUUAUGAAAUUCCACUCGGAAAAGAUCCAAAGCGCGGUGGAUCGGUAUGUGAACGAGGCGAAGCGGGUUACGGGGGUUUUGGAUGGGUGGCUCGCGAAGCAGAAGGAGGAGUUCAAGGGUGAGCCUGGUGAUGGCCCGUGGUUGGUUGGGAAUAAGCUCUCGUAUGCGGAUUUGGCAUUUAUUCCCUGGCAGAGAGGCGCCAGACUUGGAUUUGGGCAUCUUGGGUUUGAUGCCAAGGAGUUUCCGUAUGAGAAUGAUUGGUACGAGAGAAUGAUUAAUAUUCCGGCUGUGAAGGCGAUGUUGGAGAAAGAGCAGAAGAGAAGAGCGGAGAUUGACGCGCAGAAGAAGUGACUGUAUUCCUAUUCCAACUUGGAUAGAAGAAUCUGGGGCGGAUAUUCGGGGAUUGAAUAGUUGGAGUAUCGGAUAGAGAAUUCGAUUUUUUUUCUUCUUCAAAUAUUGGCCCUCGUUCACUACCAGC